This is a messenger RNA of Diuraphis noxia (Russian wheat aphid), 2853 nucleotides long. RefSeq names its product tRNA dimethylallyltransferase. Gene Ontology annotation, molecular function: tRNA dimethylallyltransferase activity. The record is from RefSeq and is a predicted model, not a curated record. Gene Ontology annotation, cellular component: mitochondrion. Gene Ontology annotation, biological process: tRNA modification. Lineage: Eukaryota; Metazoa; Arthropoda; Insecta; Hemiptera; Aphididae.
CCGUGAUAACGUUGUGAUACGAUAACGACACUGCACGUGUUUGAGGUUAUGUUAUGUUUUGGAAAAAAGGUUUACGCGAAUCCGAAACGCAAUAAUUUCGUCGCGCUUGCCGCCGCCGCGGCCCAAUAUUCGGGAUUCGUGUCGCCGUUUCGUACUCGUCGCCCGGUUCCGUUUGAACGCCAGGUGAUGGAUUCGAAGAGCCUGAAGGACCGAUUGCUGUUUGCCGUUGUCGGGUGCACGGGCACGGGCAAGACAAAACUCGGUGUGAGGCUUGCCAAAGAGCUGGGCGGCGAAGUCGUGUCGGCCGAUUCCAUCCAAGUCUACAAAGGUCUUGAUGUAGCCACCAACAAGGCUACCGACGAAGAGACGGAUGGAGUCCCUCACCACAUGAUGGGCACAGUGGAUUGGCGCGACGAGUGUAACGUACACCAGUACAGGAACGAAGCUUUAAAAAUCAUACAAGACAUUUACUCUAGGGGMAAAGUUCCAGUGGUGGUGGGUGGCACGUCGUACUACAUUGAGUCGAUUAUCUACGACAAUCUGGUGCAGGGUUCCGUUGCCGGGGAAUCGGAACCGGAUGCUGCGGACGACGACGACGAGCAUGACGACGACGAGCUGGACGACGAAGGCGAUGGCUUGUCCGCGAACGCUUUCCGCGAGUACGCCGGAUUCCGGAACGUCAACGACGUGCAGACGGCCACCACGGCGGUCGGCGCCGGCCACAUGUAUGUGGACGCGUUGGUUGAGGCGGUGAAGUUCGCGCAGAACAUGACGGCCGUCGGGCGACUGACGGUCCGACGGUACAGGAACACGUUUGUUGGUGCGGAUAACGUGGCGGAACCGUGGCCGCCGACGGUGGUCGAAUGCGAGACGGCCGCGUUGUAUGCGCAUGGCGUUCGCGUGCUGGAUGCCGUGAUGGCCUCGGUCGGACGGACUGAAGGUGUACUGGACAUUCAGUUCGAGGUGACGGCCGCGGACGUGGUGGUUGGCCACCGUGAGCGGUAUCGGUUCGGCGAUAUCCGGUCCAGGCUGGACGAUUUGCUGAAGCUGGUGAAAACGGCGGACAUUUCRAUGCAGGAUGCGGGGACCGUCGAAGUGGACGCGUACGUCAGGAAAACCCUGUGCCGGGUGCAUGCGGAAGUGCAGAUGAGGAUGCAGCGGCUGGCACUGGCUUUGUUGGCCGACCACGAACGGACGGCCGUGGAUCUGCUAUCGCCGGCCACUCUCAAGGCGCACGCCGCAUACUACGAUCCGGUGGCGGCCAGUGCGCUCCAUCCACAUAACACUCGCAAGGUGUUUAGGACUAUACAGAUCUACUUGGUGCGGGGCAAGCAAAAGAGCAARCUGUUUGAGGAGCAGAGAACCCGAGUGAGCGGGUCCGAUGUACCAGUGGUUGCCCUGCGGUUCAAAGAAGUACACAUGAUGUGGUUGACAUGCGACUCGGACGUUUUGAACAGACGGCUCGAAGAACGCACGGAUGAGAUGGUCGAACGGGGAUUGGUCGACGAGCUUUGUCAGUUCAAAACGGAACUUUCCAAAAUGAUUGGUACAGACAACUUCGAUUUGGACUUUACAAAGGGCGUGUUGCAGUGCAUCGGUCUAAAACAGUUUCAGAAUUACUUUGAGUUGCCGGUCGAGAGUCGCGACACCGAGGCUGGUCGCAAGUGUCUGGAGGACGCGCUCGUCGCCAUGAAGUACAUGACCAAAAAGUAUGCCAGACGGCAGAUCCGGUGGAUCAACAACCGCUUCCUCAAGCCCAACGACAAACAGGCCGUCUCGGUGUACCGACUGGACUGUACCGACCUCGGAGAGUGGCAACAGCUGAGCGACCGAGCGGUGGACUUGGCGCAGGUCGUGCUGGGCCGGAAACCUCGCGGUCAACACACGCUGGAGCCGAUCGACGUUAGUGACCAGAAAACCGUUUUGCCCGUGUACGGCGACUAUUAUUGCGACGACUGUUCCAGACUGUUUUCCAAUGACAUCCAAUAUAACAUCCAUAUGGGUUCAAAGAAACAUGUUAAAGUGAUGAUGAAACGUAAACGAAAACUUCAGGAUACAACUUUACACUCUGGCUGUGACAAUGAGAAAAAGUUGUACUCUCCAUAAGAAUACAUAAGCUAACUUAAUUAAAUUGUUACCCAUUAGUAUUGUGAUGACAUUGUAACCCAAUAAUUGAAUUUAUAGACAAUUAAGAUUGUGAAAUGACAAAAUGAACUGAAAUAAAGUCUGACUUUUGGAUUUGAGGUAUUUCUAGAAUAUGUAAACACAGGGUUGUUGUUGAAAUAUUUUUCUUAUAAUGUUAAUGCAUAAGAUCAAGACUGAUUAUAGAUUUUAGUUAAAUAAACAAGUAAUUUUGUAAUGUUUCGUAAUAUUUUAAUAUUGUUAUAAUUGUUAUUAUUAUUUUUAUAAUAGAUAAAAUAUUAUUAAAUUGAGAUAUUGUAAACAUAACUAAUCGUAUUUAUGUUCCUAAAUCUUAUUUAAGAAKGUAUUGAAUCUGGGAAUGUAUAGUAACAUUGUAUGCGCGAAACCAUGAAUAUUGGUGGACGGACUACCCAUGCUUGACAACGGGAGAUUUCAUGGUGGCCUGGCCUGAUAAAUAUUUACGUUCAUGGUUYGACUUGUUGUAUAAAACAAUUUUUGUUUUUUAAAGUCUUCCUGGACUGCCUAAAAAAGUUUCAUGGCCUAAAAUAUGGUCCAAGUACGUCCCUGUGGUCAAGUUAUUCCCUCUUCUAAUGGAAUAGACAUAUAAUACAUUUUAUUGGAUAUCUUACAACAAUGUACACUGAUAUAAACUAGUAUAAAAAUAGCAAAAUCAAUUAACAAAUCUCACUUAUAAAAAUAUUUUCAAAGCAU